Molecule: messenger RNA, 1621 nt
Organism: Aedes albopictus (Asian tiger mosquito)
Lineage: Eukaryota; Metazoa; Arthropoda; Insecta; Diptera; Culicidae
Product: serine protease gd
Exons: 2
Coding region: 2-1450 (482 amino acids)
Biological process (GO): proteolysis
Molecular function (GO): serine-type endopeptidase activity
Source: RefSeq, a predicted model, not a curated record
AAUGUCAUCGUUAUUUAUCAGCCAUCACCAUGAAUUUUAUAUCAAAUACCUUCCACGAUCGCCUAUUCUAUAUGCCACUAAAUUUCAGUUGAUCAUACAAUCCAAACAAACGAUGAAGCUUCUCCGGCUUCUAGCUCUGUGCGUCCACCUAAACAUUGUACCAUGCACCCCGGCAAAUGUCCCGGUAUCACCAUGUCCGAACAUUUUCCAAUACGCCAAAGACAUUAAGACUCACGUCGUCUUCGGAACUAUUGUUGUUAAGGGAUAUCGUGCCGCUUUUAACAACACCUUGGAGGUGAUCCUCUCAAUGCCAUCGGUCGUGCACUCAACGGGUUCAUUGGAGUUACUGAAUAUCCACGAGCUACCACGGAACGCAGCCAAACUGCGAGUCUCCUUGUCCCAUCCAUUGCCCAGUUUGGUUUCUAUCAAGCUGAAUGAGAAGAUUCUAUGCACUGGACCAGCUGCGCAAGGACAGCGGAUAACUACCAUCAAGUUGCAUCAUUACACAAACCUUCACGCGUUGCCCGCGGGUGAACAUAAUGUUGGUGAUGAUUUUGGUAGUAUCGAUGAAAAUCAGAAUCCCGGAAUGCACCCAUUGAGCCAUGCCAAAUUUGGUGGCGGAGAACAUACAUCGCUCUCGUACAAACAAAUUUGUGGACAACCUGUUAAUCGAGCCGUACCGUUGAUGUUCAAAGGAACAAAAACCCGUCGAGGUGAAUGGCCUUGGCUGAGUGCAUUAUACUACAAGAACAACGGCCUAGGCUCACUGCAGUUUCGCUGCGGAGCGACUCUUAUCUCCGACAAAAUUUUACUAACCGCUGCCCAUUGUCUUCUGGUGGAGAAUUUGAACACUCGCCUGCAUGCCGAUGAUAUAUUGGUUUCACUUGGACGUUACAACAUCAUGGAUUGGACUGAGAUCGAUUCGAGAACGAUCAACCCUCGUGCUCUUGUGAUACACUCGGGCUUCCGUGGGGAUGCUUUCGACUACGACAUUGGAGCCGUUAUUCUUCCUAACGAAAUCACCUAUACCAACUCGAUUAGACCCAUCUGUGUUUGGUCAGAAUCCGACGAGGAAUCGCUCAUCGUCGGUAAGCUGGGUACCGUCGUUGGUUGGGGCUUCUCCGAGUCUGGAAUAAUCUCUGACAUCCCUAAGAGUGCCCAAGUCCCAAUAGUGUCAGAAGUGGACUGCGUCCGGUCCGACAUCGGAUUCCAGCUGACAACAUCUAAGCGUACAUUUUGCGCAGGAGGUCAAGGCGCAGGACCGUGCCAGGGUGAUUCGGGUAGCGGACUGUUCGUGUUGCGUGGGGGCCGUUGGGUUCUGAGGGGCAUCGUCUCCUAUGCACUUAUCGACCCGGACACGGGCAAAUGUGAUGCGCGUAAAUAUACCGUCUACACGGAUGUAGCCAAGUAUCACGAAUGGAUGGAGGAUCACAAUCUUCAGGUUUCAUGAGGUUGCCACUGGCGCCACCCCCGUCGAGCAGCCAAUGAUGGGAGCACAAGAAAAAUAUCAAUAAAAUCGAGAGUCUGAUAGUAAAACCAUGCGCGCGGUAUCGAAUUACGAACAACGCGAGGAUCGCUAAGUUAAGAAUAAUGAUCCCAUUAGAAGGCCAGCAGAGUCGCC